Molecule: messenger RNA, 4327 nt
Organism: Schistosoma spindalis
Lineage: Eukaryota; Metazoa; Platyhelminthes; Trematoda; Strigeidida; Schistosomatidae
Source: the annotation of a GenBank genome assembly
AUAACAACCCAAUGCACACAUUUUCAACUACGACAUGUUGCUUUGUGUAUUAACAAUUUGGAUUCUUCUUAAACAACCUCUAUCAUGCUCUAUUAAUCUUAUUUCACAACAAAACUGUUCGACUGGCUCCACGGAUUCAAAUGCGGAAUAUUUCAACUCGGCAAACCUUCUGUGUAAAAAGUGUUCACAGAAUUUGACUUUUCAAAAACAAUCAGCAGAUGGUAUGAAUCUUUGUAAAAUUAUUUUCAGGGUUUUCAUGCAUUUGUCAACCUGGAUACAAAACGGUAAAAAACUUUGGUGGUAAUAAUGUUGAAUGUUCCCAAUGUAAAAAUGGAGAAACGGUCAGUGAGGACGGCCUGUUCUGUAUACCAUGUAGGACUGGUUCGUAUAUGGCAGCCACAAAAAGUUGCAGUUCUUGUCCUUCAGACUCUGUUUCAGUCAGGUUCCCCACUCCCUACACAGGCUUGUCUAAUAUGUUCAAACAACACAAUGCCAGACAACAAUACCUGUGUUACAUGUCGGACAACAAUUAAAAUGUUGCGUGCUUCUUCAUUGCCUGAAUCAUGCGUAUGUCCGAACUCCCGAGUUGAUGGGGUUUGCUUUCCAGGAAUAACACCAACGACAAUUGGCACUUCCAGUUCAGCCUCUAGUUCAAGCCCCGUUGUACCUACAGGAUCGGAUACUUUUACACUAGUAUUACCUGCUGGUGAGACAAGUUCACAAACAGGGAUAUCAUCCAAAUAUUUUGAGACACAAGCACGUUCGGCAACAGCAUUUUGUUCAACUGCUUAUAAUAAUAUAACAGCAUGUCAGUUACUAGCUAAUUUAUGUACCUUACAAUUAAAUACAUUAUACAAUAUUGGAACUGGAUCAGCUAGUACAUGUUCAGAAUUUCGAAGACUUACUAGUCAAAGAACUCCAAUUAAUAGUGAUUAUACUAGUUGGGUGAAUGAUAUGCCUUGGCUUUAUUAUAGUCCAACAAAAGGAUCAACAGUUCUUAAAGAUACAAAAAUAAAAACAAUUUAUAGUCCUAAUUCUAAUCUACAAAUCUAUUUAGCUGCAUUUAAAAUAAAUGGUGAAUUUUUAGGUUUUCAAGAUGCAUCACAAGGCGGACAAUUACAAUUGUGUAAAGAUACAUCAGCACGUAUGAAAGCUGCAUUUCAAUUUGCUACAACAUAUAAACAAACUUGUGAAUUAAACGUGGACGAUUUAUUUGAUAAUGAAAAAUAUCCAUUAAUUUUCUAUGAUCCAUAUAUUUAUUAUUAUGACACUACAACACAAACUAGUCAACUUAUUCCAAUCCCAAUACGUAAUACAGCUGUUAUUGAUAAAAGUGGCAAUUUUCCAAAUGUAAUAACUAGUUCAGAUCAAAAUAGUUUAAAUGAAGCAUUAGCAUUAGGUAAUACAGCAUCUGCAGUAUCAAUUGAAGCUGAUAUACAAGAUAAAUGGGAAUUAACUCGACGUUUAUUUAUGGUUGAUAAUUUUUCAGGUAAAACGUCUACAAUAUCAAAAGUACCUCAAUUAGUUCGUUAUGCAUCAAAUAUUGAAAUCAAAGUGACAUCACAAGAUUCUGCUACUGAUGGACAAAUAUAUCCACCAAUUAUUAAAAUUGACUAUUCAAAUUUGUAUGCUACAAAUGACUAUGGCAAGGGGAAACAAGUCCAAAUUACGUUUUCAGUUACUUAUAGUAGUUCAAUUGCAAAACAAGCUGCAUUCGAUCAAGCUUUACGUAUUGCUGUGGGUUGUAUAUCAACAUUGGCUGCAUGUUAUGCAAUGAUACGUACAUGGAUAUGGUCACGUCGUGCUGGUGUAUUACGUUUAGAUGCUAUGUUAGUGAUUAAAUUGAUUUUAUUUGCAGCAGGAAAUAUUUCUAAUGCAUUUUUAAUUGUCAUCUAUUUUGUUUCAAUUUACUUUUUAAUAUUUUAUAAGGUACAAAGUGUCUACUUAAUCAAUCUACCAAAUUCUGAUGAAUUUAUAGUAAUUUAUAUUUCAAUUGCAUUUGCAUUGAAAUGUAUUGACUUGAUACACUUAAUAGCUGUUCAAUGUACAAUGGAUAUAUUUUUAAUUGAUUGGGAACCGCCUAAAUUCAAUCGUAAUGUAAAUAAUGUUAAUCCAUCAUCCAACACAGAUAUACAAUUAAGUUCAAGAAGUCAAUCAUUAGGAAAAUAUAAUAUGAUUAGUGAUGUCACAGAUGAUUUAGAGGCACGUCCUAAAAAAGAAUUACGAUCAUCUUUACCACCAUUAUCAAUAUCUAAUCAAAUGGAAGAUACUGGUAUAUCAGUAUGGCGAACAAUUUAUGUAGCGAACGAAUGGAAUGAAAUACAAACAUAUCGUAAAACUAAUUGUUUAAUUACCAUUGCAUGUGUGCUUAUUUUAAUGCAGGUUAUUGGAUUAGAAAAUUUAGCAUCAUCAGAUGCUAAAUCCAAUGUUGUACUUAAUUCAUAUGAAUAUCAAAGUCCACAAAGUCGUAUAUUUCGAAUUGCUUUAAUACUUUCCAUUUUUUCAGUAAUAGGUAUCAUUCAAUGGCUUUUCUCAAUCACCUUAUGGGAGAGAUGUUUCUCUGAUAAAUUACGUAGUUUCGCUGAUUUAUGCAGUGUAGCAAAUGUUUCUUUAUUUUUAUUUGCUCAAUCUAAUUUCGGUUAUUAUAUUCAUGGACAUUCACCAACAGGUCGUUCUGAUGUUGAUUUAGGCGGUAUAACACAAAUGUUAUCAAUUGAAAAUGAAGGUAUAGCACCAAAACGUGGUAUUACACCAGACUCAAAUGAUCAUACGUAUCGUAUGGCUUUACCUUCAGGAUUACGUCAAACAUUUAAUCGUUUAUAUACACCAUUACUUAAUUUAACUUUAAAUACUGAUAAAUAUGGUAAACAUGCUUCAUCACAGGCAAUCACAAAUGAAGUAUAUCAUAAUAUUAAUCGAUAUUUGAAAAGAUUCAUUUCAAGAGAUGAUCCUGAUGGUUUACGCUACAGAAUUGUUCGUCGUAAAGCAUUCGAAGAUAUUCUUGAUGGUGAAUUUGAUGAUACAACAUUUGAAGGAUUAUUUUAUAUUGGUAAGAAUUUUGUUUAAAUAUUAUAAUAUUAGUGAUAAUUUGAUGAAUGCAAACAUUUAAAGUUCAAGUGCUCAACAAAGAACCAGAUCUAGAUAACAUCAAUGAAUAUUGACAAAAUAUGGGUUAGAAACCAGUAAAUGAAGCAAUUUAUCAUACUCCAUUAUAUAUCUCAUAAUUAAAGGAAUACAUAUGUACAUUUGCUACCCAGCUAACUACAUACGAGUUAUUUGGGACUCGUCUGAUUAGGUUGUAAUGAUAGUCCGAUUAUAAGUUAGUUCACUUAUAUUGCCAGUAGCACAAGUAACUUAUUUACUAAUCGAUAUAUAUCAAACAGUAAAAAAACCAAGACGUUAAUGCAUAUUGGUCCUCGAGUACCUAACCAAGUGGCUAAUCAGAAGACCACAAUAAAAUAUAGAUCAUUUCGCUGUUGUAUUCAAGUCGAUAAUGAUUCAGAACUCACACAAUAAUGUACUUAAAAUGUCCACCUACACAGUAAUAUAAUCAAAGAAUUAAAAUUUAAGCAUAACUUAGACAUAAGGGAUACAAAAUCAGAAUAAUAAGGGAAUAAUUAAUUAGAAAUGGAUCUAAAAGGAUAUAAUGUAUGACAAUGAAAGCUUAAAAACAGGUAAAUAUAAGAAUACAACAGUCCAAGCAUCUAAUUAUAUAAUAAAAAUGUAAAUAAUAACUCUUUGUACAAUUAUAAGCAAAGAUGGAUAGUGGCUAGCAUUGGAAUACAGGACGCGCGUUUCGUCCUGUUUGGGAUUCGUCAGCUGGACGUACCUGCAUCUCAGAGCUGAUUUUCACUCUGGGACUCGAACCCAUUACCAUUCGCGUUAUCCACUUAGCUACUGAGUCCUGAUACUCACUUGCUUAUGAAAUGGGGUGAAGUUUAAAUUCACUUGGUAUUGUUUGUUUGAAUCAUCUCAAUGAUGUUUAGGACUGCAGUUUAAUUCUUACCAAAUUUCUUUGAUAUACAUAUAAAUUUUCUUGCAUCUACAGAUGACGGUAAUUCAUUUGGUGAUACACUGUAUUAUGGAAAUGAAUGGUUGUUAUUCACAUUCGAUGCACUUCUAUUCUGUUUAGUGGAUUUAUUAAGUCAAAACCUAAUAUUAUCAGCAUUUUUUGUCAUUCUAAUAGGAAGUAUAUUCACUUUAUUACGUGAUGAUCUUGGACGUCGUAAUACAGCUAGAAAAACACUUAUUGAUGAACGUUUUCUAAUUUAGAAUAAAUGCUCUUCCAGUUUAAGUAAAAGGUGUUGAAGUAAAAUGUAACUAUAAC